Molecule: messenger RNA, 1119 nt
Organism: Trichoderma gamsii
Lineage: Eukaryota; Fungi; Ascomycota; Sordariomycetes; Hypocreales; Hypocreaceae
Product: cyclophilin type peptidyl-prolyl cis-trans isomerase/CLD
Exons: 3
Coding region: 1-1119 (372 amino acids)
Biological process (GO): protein folding; protein peptidyl-prolyl isomerization
Cellular component (GO): intracellular membrane-bounded organelle
Molecular function (GO): peptidyl-prolyl cis-trans isomerase activity; protein binding
Source: RefSeq, a predicted model, not a curated record
AUGGCUUCUGAAACCGAGACCAAGGCCACACGGCCGCGCGUCUUCUUCGACAUCACUCUGGGUGGCAAGCCUCUUGGCCGCAUCAACAUGGAGCUGUACUCGGACCUGGUCCCCAAGACAGUCGAGAACUUCCGUGCUCUUUGCACUGGCGAAAAGGGCCUGGGCAAGUCUGGCAAGCCUCUGCACUACAAGGGCUCUUCUUUCCACCGAGUGAUCAAGCAGUUUAUGAUUCAGGGCGGUGAUUUCACAGCUGGAGACGGCACUGGCGGCGAGUCCAUCUACGGAGCCAAGUUCGAGGACGAGGCCUUCCCCAAGAAGCACGAGAAGCCAUUCCUUCUGUCAAUGGCAAACGCUGGCCCCAACACCAACGGCUCUCAAUUCUUCAUCACCACCGUCCCCACGCCGCAUCUGGAUGGUAAGCACGUGGUCUUUGGCGAAGUCCUCAACGGCAAAUCCGUCGUCCGCCAGAUCGAAAACGUCCGCACCGAGGCCGGCGACCGACCCUCGAAAGACGCCGUCAUCGCCGACUGUGGCGAGCUCUCCGGAGACGAAGCCCUCAGCGCUGAUGUCAAGCAGCCUGAUGCCCUCGGCGACCCCCACGAAGACUUCCCCGAGGACUGCUCUUCGCCUCCUGACGCCCCGACCACCUACAAGAUUGCCUCCGACUGCAAAGAUUUCGGUAACAAGGCUUUCAAGGCAGGUAACCUUACCCUUGGUCUCGAAAAGUACGAAAAGGGUCUGCGAUACAUCAACGAGGAGCCGGAGCUGGAUGGCUGGCCUGAAGGCAAGGUCCAGCUCGAUGCCCUGCGCUUCUCUCUCAACAACAACUCUGCUCUCCUGCACAUAAAGCUGGAGGCCUGGGCCGAUGCUGUCCGCAGCGCCACCGCCGCUCUCGCCGUCAACGGCAUCGCCCCUGCAGACCGUGCAAAGGCUUUCUACCGACGUGGCUUCGCCAACGUGCGCCAAAAAGACGAGGAAGAGGCCCUAAGAGACCUUGAAGAGGCGCACAAGCUGGCCCCCACUGACUCUGCCAUCAUUAAUGAGCUGAAUACCGUACGAUCAAAGGCCGCUGCUCGGGCAGCCAAAGAGAAGGCUGCGUAUAAGAAGUUUUUUCAGUAA